Sinocyclocheilus grahami is the source of this 4433-nucleotide messenger RNA. It is a transcript of the gene trak1a, whose product is annotated as trafficking protein, kinesin binding 1a. The transcript is spliced from 14 exons. Gene Ontology annotation, molecular function: myosin binding; GABA receptor binding. Gene Ontology annotation, biological process: protein targeting; vesicle transport along microtubule; endosome to lysosome transport. The record is from RefSeq and is a predicted model, not a curated record. Bases 26 to 2641 code for a protein of 871 amino acids. Lineage: Eukaryota; Metazoa; Chordata; Actinopteri; Cypriniformes; Cyprinidae. Gene Ontology annotation, cellular component: cytoplasmic vesicle; dendrite; mitochondrion.
UCUAUGUGCUGAUCGAGUGGGCCAGAUGACUAAGACGUAUAAUGACAUAGAUGCUGUGACACGUCUCCUGGAGGAGAAAGAGCGGGAUUUGGAGUUGGCGGCUCGUAUUGGCCAGUCUCUGCUGAAAAAGAACAAAACCCUCAGCGAGAGGAACACCUUCCUGGAGGAGCAGGUGGAGCACAUACGAGAAGAGGUGUCUCAGCUGCGUCAUGAUCUCUCGAUGAAGGAUGAGCUUCUGCAGUUCUACACAAGUGCAGCUGAGGAGAGCGAUGGAGAUUCUGCUUCUACCACACCUAUUCGCAGAAAUGACUUGUCUUUCACGGUCCCGAAUUACCUCCCUCUGGAUUCACUGCAGAAGAAACUCAAAGACCUGGAGGAAGAGAACAUCGUCCUGCGAUCGGAGGCAAAUCACUUGGAGACAGAGACCAUCUCGUAUGAAGAAAAGGAACAACAGCUUGUAAAUGACUGUGUUAAAGAGCUCAGAGAUGCUAAUAUACAGAUCUCCACGAUUGCGGAGGAUCUGGCUAAGAAAACAGAGGAUGCCUCUCGCCAGCAAGAGGAAAUCACACACCUUCUCUCUCAGAUCGUCGACCUGCAGAAAAAAGCCAAAUCUUAUGCACUAGAAAACGAAGAGCUCACUCAGCAUCUGGGAGCUGCUAAAGAUGCCCAAAGAGCACUAACAGCAGAGCUGAGGGAGCUGGAGGAAAAGUAUGCUGAAUGUAUGGAGAUGCUUCAUGAAGCUCAGGAGGAACUGAAGAACUUCAGGAAUAAAACGCUGCCUCUCAGUACACCGCGACGAUUCCACUCGCUCGGCCUCUUCCCCAUGGACUCUUUAGCUGCUGAAAUUGAAGGCACCAUGAGGAAAGAGAUUCAGAUGUCUGAUCCAGACGUAGAGGAACAAAGGUUGCACCCUAAACGUGUCUUUGAAACAGUGCGUAACAUCAACCAGACUGUUCGGCAGCUCUCCAUGGGCCCGUCCCCUAUGAACAUCCCAGGGUCCAAUCAGACAUCCUGUGUGAAUUCCAGGCGUUCUAGUUGUCUGAGCACACCCAGAUCGAGCAUGUACGGAGGGGAUGGUGUUGAAAUGGACAACCGCACUAACAGUAUGCUGAUGGAAACCCAGUCAAAUCAGGAUGGCUCUGAUGACUCCAACAGAAAGCCUGGCACGCCUGGCACACCUGGCUCCCGUGACCUGGAGGCGGCACUGCGGCGUCUUUCCCUUCGACGGGACAACUACCUUAGCGAGCGACGUUUCUUUGAGGAGGAGAGAGAGCGUAAACUCAACGCCCUGGCAGAAGAGAAGAGCGACUUGUACGAAGAGAGAGAUGGUGGGAGUGGCAGUGAAGACGGUGGCCCCCUCACUCCGGCAGACAGCAUCAUGUCUCUGGGAACCCUGCACUCGGUUUACUCCAUCUACAGCACCCGAUCCUACCUGCCGGAGAAACUCCAGAUCGUCAAGCCUCUGGAAGGUUCGGCCACUCUGCACGCAUGGCAGCAGCUCGCUCAGCCCCACCUGGGUGGCCUCCUGGACACACGGCCGGGUGUCGUGACCAAGGGCUUUCGACCGCUGGAGCUGGACCUGGAGGAGGUGUACCAAUUCACCGACCUGGAAGAAGAUGAGUCAGGACAGCAUUCCCAAUCCGCCAUCUCUACCUCUUGCCUGGGCUCUCUGCCUUGUUCACCUGCAUUGCGACGUCCUCGUGCCAACAAUCCUGAUAACCAGGAAGAGCAGCCCAGAGAAAAUGGAGGGUCCCCUGUAGUGGGGCCAGAUCAAAUGGAGGCUGGAGAGGAGGAGGUCUCAUCUGUGCAUUUCCCUGGUAAAUGUAUGUCUCACACCAGCUCCACGUACACCUUCACCACCUGCAGGAUCCUGCACCCUACAGAUGAACUCACCAGAGUCACACCAAGUCUCUUGUCAGGUCCAUCACUAGCUUCCUGUGUGAUGUCCAGCAGCAGUCUGUGCUCAACCCCUGUGUCCACCCCCUGCACGCCUCGUCGCCUCAGCCUGGCGGAGAGUUUCACCAACCUCCGCGACUCAACCAAGACCACCAGUACCUCUCUGGGACUAGUGCGCCUCCUACAGGAGAGAGGUAUAUCUGCUGCUGUCUAUAACCCUCUCAGUUGGGACCGGGCGGACCGAGCCCCUCCACCAUACCCCUGUUCAUCACCCAAUGCCACCCCCACUCAUCCCGGUCCGGACACGCUCCCCUCCACCCCUCCAAACUCCCCCAGCAAGUCCAAACCCACUAGUCUUGUGCUUCCUGUAGACUACAGCCCCUCGGACCCCCCCUACGAAACCUUCCUGGCUUCACGGCCAGCCAGCUCAAUUCUGAAGGAAGUGCGGGAGGCGGACGAAAGGGCUCGGACAGAUACGCAGUGUCAGACUGAAGUCAGCGUGCAGAACUUGAGACUGGUGGACAAGGUGAAGAAGUUUAGCCUGGCUCCCAGAACUUUGACCCCAGGGAUCGGAAGGCCGGGACCGCCAUUCGGGGCCCACGCUGUUGUAACUUCCCCUAUCAGGGGACUGCCAGUGCUGAACUCAGGGAUGAGAAGAAACCGCAGUUACCCAGCUAUGGUUGGGGCUAGUAUGGCUAUGAAGGGCCCAGGGCCACCCAGAAAAACUAGCCUCAAUGAAAAGUGAAUGUUGCCUCUCUGUCAUCCCUUUUGACUUUAUUUAAAUUUGCAUUGAUACAGUAUAUCAUCCCUGCGACAACUCGAGUGCCUGUUAAGAUGAUAUUUGUAUAGAUUAUUUUGUUAUAACAGUUGCCAUAACAACCUAUUUUUGUCUAUUUCUCUGUCCAUCUGACCAACAUAUAUAGAGUACAAUUCAUUCAGCAUUGUCACGUCUUGGUAUAUUCCAAGCUUUUGUCAUUGUGUGUAAAAAAAAAAGUGGACAAUUUGCACUUGCUAGCUGCGAGAAAAUGUAGCAUAUGAUCAGAGCGGAAAAUUAAUGCGCCAAAAUGACUUUUAAUUUAAGCACUUUUUGAAUUUAAAAACUACUCGAGGAUAAGCAAGAAAACGUCUUUUUUUUUGUUACUGUUGUAAAUCUGGUCUUCCGAUGUGACAUUUCAAAAUUGAUUAAUUUCAUGAUGCUAGCAAGAGCACUGAUAGCACCUUAAUGCUAAUGGUAGCCCAGACAUUGGUGAACAAUGAAGUUUUGUCAUUUAUUAUUGAUUUUUAGGUCAGAAUUUACUUUUUAAUGGCCAUUGAGUAGUGCUUUAAAUCUGCCCCUAGUGUGCCGAAAAUCUGUAAAACAUGCUUUUAUAAGUACAAAUACCUUCACAUAAGCCUUUUCCAUCUAGUCCAUCCAAUUAAAUAACUGCAGUUUGAUGUUAAGUGUCUAAAAUGGCUUAUUAAUGCGUAAUAUAAUAGUAAUUACAGUGUAAUAACAGAGUUCAAUGAUAUGACUCUCAAUAGAGGGCGCUGUUGACAUGAAUUGGUGAUAAUUUGCACAUUAGCACAAACUCUGCUCUUUACAUCCUCAAAAGUCGACUGACUGAAAUACUUCAGAAACCGAGACCACGGGGCUGUGAAAGUGCUGCAUGGGGAAUUGCAGCAGGUUUGAACUUGAAACACAAUCGUGUUCAUGUCAAGUCAUCAUUUGAUGUCCUUUUGUUGAGACCAACAUUAUUUAUAAUUGUAUGUGUGGAUGUACAUGGCGUGUGGAAUUGCAGUAUCGAAGACUUGAUGGGAAAAUUGCACAACUACAAUUUCUUUGGUCAGGUUCAACUGAAAAUAUAUACUGUACGUCUGCUGUGGUUUUGGAACCUACUGACUGAUGUGUGUCGUAGGUAAAGCAAGUGAAGUAUGCAUUGUAAGCUUUAAAGAUAUCAAGGGUGCAACAGGAAUUUAUAGUGCCUGAUUGUUUUUUUGUUUUGUUUUUUUGGACAGACUCAUAAUGGCUUCGCCUGCCACAGUAUGCACUGACAUAAAUACUGUAACAAUGUGUGAUGUUGACUUCCCAAUGAAGAUAUUUGAAGGAUAUAUAAUAUUUGAUGUAUUGCAGAGGAAGCACAUACAGUUAAAAGUGCAUGAGUCGUUCUAAAGAAAAGGUCUGUGUUUUCUUUUAGUUGAGGCAAGUUUAAUAUGUCAGGUGUUAAACGUGUGUGUACUGUAUGUGUGUGUGUGCGCGCAUUUAAUCAGCAUGACAUUUGUUGAAUGUGUUUCAGAACCACUGAGGUUUCUGCCAUGACUGAACAUUGAUUUCAAUGGUGUUUAUUUCAUCAGAUUACUGAAGGGACGUUUUACUUGUAUAUUGUAAAUGGUAAAUAUGCAAAGGAUUCAGACACGCUAACUUUUAUAUAUAAAAAGCAAAAAACCUAAACUUGAGGUGAAAAAAAAAGUUAAAAUGGAAAAGCGAUAACACUGGUGAAAAGUGGAGUUUUGGUUCAUGAAUUCUAGAAGCUCCCCUUUGCAGAGGAUCAGUAAACCAG